Molecule: messenger RNA, 2058 nt
Organism: Xylaria bambusicola
Lineage: Eukaryota; Fungi; Ascomycota; Sordariomycetes; Xylariales; Xylariaceae
Exons: 1
Biological process (GO): N-acetylglucosamine catabolic process
Molecular function (GO): N-acetylglucosamine-6-phosphate deacetylase activity
Source: RefSeq, a predicted model, not a curated record
CCAGUCGUCCAAUAGACUGAUUCGAAGCGUCUAAAAGCAGUUAGGCCAUGAUAAACACAGUAUACGCGUGUAAGUAGUGAGUGGCUGGCACGGUUGUACGGCUACCUAUGUAACGCCUCACGUCUCCGCCGCAUAUAACAGGACAUGCUGCUCACCUUAACCCUCCUCUGCUCUAGCUAGACCAUAGGUAUACACCGGGGCAGAAGACACCAUGGAGCGCGAGAAAAGUGAAUUGCCGCCUUAUAGUGCUGUCGCCCCAGCCGGAUGGCCAAGGCGUCAUCGCGCAAUGCGGCGAUCGAGAGGCUUGAGGGUUGUCGCCCUUGCCUUUCUCGCUUUCAUCGUCUACGCGCAAUGGAGGCAAAUCCAGCCAGCUACAAAAUCAAAUACUUCUCAACUAUCUAUUCAAAGGCUGCAGGAUGACUUAGAAGUAUGCGCGAAGCUCAAGUCUAAGCCGAAAGACCCGAUUGGUGCUGGCCGUCAUCGCAAUGCUCGGUACAUCAACGGACACAAGGCCACGUUGAUCAAAAAUGCUACUAUUUGGGUUGGAGAGCCUGUAAAAGGCACAAGCGAUGAGCAAUCCCGAGCCGGCAUCGGCUAUUCUUGGGUCCAUGGCUCGGAUGUGUUCAUCGAGCACGGUCUAAUCAAGAAAGUCGAACAACACAUCGACCUUAGCACGUUGUCAUCGGACACUCUUGUCUGGGACGCCAAGGGUAGGCGCUUAACCAGUGGUAUCAUCGAUAUGCAUAGUCACUCGGGCGUAGAUAGUCUCCCGGAGCUUUCUGGAAACGACGACACGAACGAACUGAGCGAUAAUAUUACGCCCUAUGUGCGCUCCAUCGACGGUUUGAGUCCUAAUGACCACCAGCUCGAGGUUAUCAAGUCUGGCGGCGUCACAACUAGUCUGGUGCUGCCUGGAUCGGGCAAUAACAUUGGCGGAGAAGCUUUUGUUAUCAAGCAUGCCAUUGGUAAGCCGGAUGGACGAAAUGAGACCUCCGCCGCAGACAUGCUGGCAGACCCUGACCGCAACUGGCGAUACAUUAAGAUGGCCUGUGGUGAGAAUGCCAAGAGGGUAUAUGGGAGAGCUGGCGAAGCUGGUCCCUUUAGCCGCUUAGGAGAGUCAUGGGAAUUCCGCCAUGCAUUUGAGCAAGCCGCCAAAUAUGUUAGGUCCCAAGACGACUGGUGCGCGUACGCUGAGGCCGUGGGCAUCGAGAAUGUGGACAGCUACUUACCUCAAGAGAUCGAGUGGGAAACCCUGGGUGCCGUAUUGCGUGGGCAGGUCCACGUUAACACCCACUGCUAUACUAUCCCCGAUCUUGAAGCCUUCGUGGAUCACACGAACGAGUUCAAGUUUGCUGUCAGAGCUUUCCACCAUGCGCACCAGACAUAUCUCGUGCCUGAGAUUCUCAAGCGUGCCUGGGGUGAUUCGCCGCCUGCAUCUGCCCUCUUCGCUGAUAACAUGUGGUAUAAGGCCGAGGCAUACAUUGGCUCUGAGUAUGCUGGGAAGAUCCUGUACGAAAAUGGAUUAACGCCCAUCUAUGUAAGCGACAAUCCGGUGCUCAACGCCCAACAUGUCUUAUUCGAAGCCGCCAAGGCUUUCGGAUACGGGUUGCCAUACCACGCUGCUCUGGCUUCCGUGACAACAGCCCCAGCGGAAAGAUUGGGGCUUGGAAAGCGCCUGGGUAAGGUCAAGCCUGGGUUUGAUGCCGACAUUGUCGUCUGGGAUAGCGAUCCUCUCAGUGCGGGUGCGACACCUGUCCAAGUCUGGAUUGACGGAACUGCACAAUAUGAGAAUCCAAUUGAACUCGUCAAGCCAUUCGAGACAAAAUUCGAUAUCCCCAAAGAUAUCCAAAUCACAAAAGAUGAGCCACAAUCAACCUCCAACUUGAUCAUCACUGGUAUUACGAAAUCAUUCAUACCCCAAUUAUCUGCAGGCAAAAAAGAUCGAACACAGAGCCUCACAGCUAUUGUCUCCGAUGGGAAGGUUACCUGCCUCGGACCAUGCACCAGUGAACUCCAGACUGCCCAAAACCGCGGUGCCGCGACAAUCAGUCUUGAGAA